AGCCAAAAGCGGCGAUCAUUUUGCUGCGAACAACCAUCAGAGCUAAAGGAGAUUGCAAAAGAGGCAAGGAAGUGAUUGAUGACGGUCACCAUGAAGAACGGAGUUUGUGCGUCGUCGAAUAGAAAAUUAUUUUUCGAUCAAAUUUGUGCGAAGAGUUUUCCGUCCCGGUGGUAAAGCGUAGUACCAAACGGGGUACCAAAGUGUCGCGCGUACGAACAGUGUUAAACCGGGUGCGCUGCGACAACCGAAUCAAGCGGAAACGAUGGCCAUGUCCAGCUGGAUGAUUCGCCAUCGGAGCCAGCGACAGAGAAGUCGCCCUCCACCGGAAGACUGCUACCGCUUGGAUCCGGCCAAAUCGGUCCAGGAGAACGCCCCGGAUAUAUACCUAGCGCUCAGUGCCCGCGCCACGAAUGAAAACAAACGGCUCAGUCUGCUGAACGGGCUGGUCAAACUGGUCGAACGAUGGAAGAAGGAGAAUGCCGUUGGAAGCUGCUCGCUGCUGGUUGGAAGUCCCCAGCGAAGAUUGUUACCCCAGCGGGAGGCGGCCCUCGGGUUUACCAUCGCCGAAUGGCUGUACUGUGUUAGUGCUUCGCUGGUUCAUCAGUUUACGCAAAUCCGUGCGGGAGCGCUGCGUGCGAUCCGGCACCUGCUGAUGAUCCCCAGCGAUGUCCGGGUGCUUAACGAACUCCAGUUGGGUCAUCUGGUGUGCAGGAGCCUGGAUGUGCUGUUGAAGAAUGAAGAAGAACGGGUUCAGGCUUUGAAACUCAUCAGAAAACAGCUUGUUGUAGCGCCGGAACUGGUAAGUCCGGCCGUGGUAAGGUGCUUGGUUUCGCUGGGCGAAAGUGGAGCCGAAGAUCGUGCCGUCAAUGCGGAUCGUGAAGAUCGCAUGCUGAGGGCAUGCUUGGCAACGCUGUGUGAGUUUGGAGUGCUGAACUCGAAGCUGCUGAUCGUGUGUGGCGGGGUCAGCGUUAUUACCAGAAAUGUAUUGGAAUGUCACAGCCCACGAAUAGCGGAGAGCUUAUGUGGGGUUCUUCUGCAUCUUCUUGAAUGGCCAAAAAAUCGUCAGAUCGCCGGUGUACGGCUGGAUUGUCUGGCAGCACCGUACUGUGACUUCACCUAUCGGCUAGGCAUCAUGGAUAAGAACAAAGAUGCGCGGGAUCUUCGAUUCACGUGCAGUCGGUUGGCUCUCCUCUCUGUCCUCCGCAGCUGGGCUGGAACGCUGGAGUUUUGCAAUCCGGCGAAACCUUCCGGUUUGAAGGCUAUCAUCGACAUCCUCUAUCUAAACCAACUGGAAGUACGCAAAGCUGUGCUCGAUCUUUUGUACGAACUGCUCGGACUUCCACAGCCCGUUUGGACGGAUGAAUAUUCCGUCGCUCUUUCGGUGGUUGAUCCGGCUGAGUUUCAAGACUCGUGGCGAUUGAACGAAGGUUUUGUCGCUGCUGAAGGGACGGCCGUACUACCUUCGCUAGCCUGCCGUGUGCCAAACGUACCCGACAUUCACCUCGCGCUACUCCUCUACUGUUUCAUCGAAAACGGACUACUGAAUGCGCUCGUUGAAGUGAUCAUCAGCAGCGAUACCUUUAUCUCGGUCCGGGCCACGAUACUGCUCGGUAAAAUCCUACACCAAAUGCAUCUGCUGCUACCGGCGGAAAUCUGCAAUUCGACACCUUCUGGAACGCUGCCAACUCUUAUCUCGAAAGCGACCGAAGGUAACCAUCAGGCUAAGGCGGCCAUCGCCGCACUCCAGCAGUUUCACCAAAUGCUCCAGAAUCGGCCCGCUUCCUAUUCGCUGUUUCUCGACAGUGUUAUCCAGAGUGGCGAACUGAUUAACACACGGAUGUUUAAAAGGGAGCUAAGCUCACAGGAGGCAGUUCCGUUACCAGCUACCAAAUACGCCACUCUGGAAGGCGUUUCCGGCUUCGGCAGCAAGCGGACACGACAUGAUUCUGUCGGUUCAACUGGAAGCUCCUCCGGGGGAGGAGGCAGCGGCGUUGGUGGUCGCUUGGGUUAUCUCUUCACCGGCAGUCUUCCGAACGGUUCAUCGAUGGAUGAUAGCGCGAUUGGUGUAGCGGGAAGCGGGAAGUCACAACCCGGAGGCGGUGUUGGAAAACGCUCCAGCAUGAAGCGGGCCCGAUUUCUACACUUUUUCGAUAAUCUCAAAGAAAACGAACGACUUAUCAAGGACUCGAAUGUACUCGCUAACAAGGAUCCGAACAUGUGGGACUGGGACAUCGUGAUAACGAUCUUCCGGUCGGACAGUUUGGGAAGCAAACUGGACGAUCAGAAUACGCGCUUCAUCCGGAGGAUUAUCGAUUAUUUUAAGCCAAGCAAUAAUCGGUUUUCGCAUCAGGAUUUGACCGGGAAUAGUCGCCAGCUUCCGGCGUAUGUUACAGCCGCACUGGAGCUGAUCGAUUGGCUGCAGCAGAGUCAGGAGCUCGAAUGCAUUCGCAUUCUAACCGAUCUGUUCACCGACAUCCGGGGACAGUUGAUGGCUAUCCAUGCGAAAAAAUCCGCUCACGAGUGCCUGUUCAGUCCGCAGCACAUGACCAGUACCAUGUGUCAGCAGUACUUCCUGUUGAUCGGUCGCAUGUGCCGCACGGAGAAGGGACUCAGCGUGCUAACCAAUACGGAUGUGUUCAAAGAAUUAACGACGAUCGUAACGAAAACCAACCAUCUGUGUUACGUCAAACUGAUAGUGUCCGGCUUGGACUACAGCCUGGACGGCGAACCGCGAAAGAUUCUGAUGCGGGCCCUCCUAAAGCACCCCUCGGCAAAAGCCCGCCUUUACGCCACCCAGUUUCUACGGGUGCUGCUGCGAGCCCGACUGCCGAACUUCGAGGUGUGGGGAAUCCCCUUGCUGCUGAAAUUGGUGGACGAGUGUCAGGCCCGUUGCGUUCAGUUGGCGGCUCUCGAAAUCCUGGAGGAAGCUUGCUACGAACGCGAAUACCUGGAGGAACUGGUCAACGUGUGGCCAAACCUGGAGCGGGUGAACGAUCACGGCAAGCUGGUGAUGAUGAAAUUCUACUCAAAACCGCGUGGGCUGAAUCAUCCGCAGGCUAAGAUAAAGGAGGAAAUCGAACUGUGGGAUGGCAGCUACAAUAAAAGAUAUGUACUGAUGAUCGAAGCGGAUAUCCAUGCCUAUCUAACGCAACAUACCAAAACCGAGGAUGGCACGUACAGCCGAAGGCACUGUGCUCAGAGAACGGGAGUAGCGGCUCCCAAUAUGUUACCCCAUCUGUACGGACAACUUGUCCAAACAAGCCAGGGACUGUCGAAUCUUCACACCCAUGGUAACCUUACGAAUUUGAUCGAUACGCUAGUGCAAGCCAAAUGCGGUAAUGAGCGUGAGGUUCUGGUACUGAAGGCCGCCAUGUGGGCUCUGGGUCACUUCAGCACCAGCAAAGACGGGGUAACGUGGCUGAGCGAGGCUCGAGUGCGUGUUUACGAACGCUUGAUACAGUUGGCGAAGUACGCCGAAGUGUAUUCGGUCCGAUCGACGGCCCUCAACUGUCUUUGCCUGGUGGCGACCACUCAGAUGGGGGCGGACGUUCUCCAUAAACUAAACUGGAUCGCUGUACGGCACGACAGGAACACUUGUUGGCCCGUAUACGAGCCGGAAGAGUGGUUCCCCCGACAACUCAACACACCCGUUAGACAAAACUAUUCGCUGGCGCCGUACAAUUAUACCGCACUGCUAGGUGAUAACGAAGGGCUCCUAACAAACGACUCCGACGACCAGCAAUUAAUUGUGUCUCGACUGGAGAGCACAUCCGUUGGUGAGGAUCAGAGUGAUUGUGCUGCUGCGGCUUCCGCCAGCUUAGCCAGCCGCUCGCGAACCCUACCGGAAAGUGUCCUUUCGGCUAGUCGCACUCCAGUCUCCCAGAAACACAAACGCUCCCUGUCUGAAUCGAAAACAACCGACGGUAUCAGUUUGAUGGGUGCUGCGAUACCGUCAUCCGGCGUGCAGCAGAACAACACCCUUGUAACUGCUCCUGCCUCGUACCAUAUGCAUCCAGCCUCGAGCCGAACGCGAUACAACUCGGGCACCGAUUCGAACACAUCCGGUGUCAGCAGUUACGAGUCAAUCUUCGGCGGUGGACGGUUCCAUUCGGACAUGAUGCAGCAAAGUCAACUGUCGCCCAUUCCGAGCAGUUCGAACCUGAUCGAUUUGAAAAAGCUUUCCUCGAAGGAAAAGUACCGCCGGACCUCGCUAACCGGGCUUCCCCUGCGGGAAGCAAACCUGAUGUCGGCUCAAGAUUUGUACGGUUAUCACACGCUUCGAAUUCUGCGACGACGCUGUCGCCCGAUGCUGUCCGAAUCCGCCGCCGAUGAACUGGCCGAAAUGAUGGACGAAACGAUGACCAGCGUAACGUCAUCGUCCUCGACUUCUACCAUCUCCCGGUUUCGACUACGUGCGUCCAAAUCGUUGUCCGAGCAGCAGCGCAAGCUAAAGGUGCGCAGCCUUGAUCGCAAUUGCAGCUUCAACGCGAUGAUGGGGUACGACGACUUUCGGCAGAGCUUGCGGUUGAAGCAUCAAAGACUUCAGCUUCAGGCGGAUAUCCGGGGUCCCUGCUAUGCUGGUAUUUGCCUUCCCCGCAACAUCCUGGAGUUGUUCCCGCAGGAGGAACACAACGGUACGUACGUAUCGAACUUUACCCUCAACGAGCUGGAAGCGAACCUUUACGGAUGUGACACGGACAGUGGCAAGGAAAACUUCGGUGGUGGCAUUCACGGUGGUAGCAGCAACAUCCUAAUCGUUGACCGCGAGUCGGCCGAUUCCCUGAAGCUGUUGCGAGCCAACUCGAUGGACAGUACCGGAACCACCAGUCACCAGCGGGACGAGUGUCUGCAGUGCUGCCGGCGACGCCGGGACGAACCAUCAGCGACAACCAGUAGCAGUCGGAGCGAGUGUUUUAACUCUUCAGAUAAUUCGCUUAGUGAAGAGGUCGAUCGGAUACGGGUUAGCAUUCUGCUGCACGUCCAACGGAUGGCGAACCCCGUUUGGAGCAAGCAAAGCCGAACGCAGCUGCUGGAUAUCAAACAGAAACAUGCGAGCGCCUUUCAGGAUGUCUGUCUGUACUCGGAGAUCUGCCAGCAGCUGGGUCGGAACACGUAUCGGCUGGCGUCGAGGCGAUUUUUGCAGGAGCUUUUUCUCGACCUGGAUUUCGAUAGUUUCUUUCGAGAACCGGCUGAAAUUGCCAGUCUGAGGGAGGAAGUUUUGGCUGGGAAUGGUGGGAGCGCAGUCAAUGGAAUCGCUUUUUCAACUUUGGUGGCUCCACCACCUUCGAUUGGGACUAAAGCCAGCGUUACAAAGCACUCUGGUGGACGUAGUAUUAGGACUGGUGGAGGGAAAGUAAAUCACGACAGUAGCAAUAAACAAUCCAUGGAAAAUAAUCUCAAUACGAAUGGGGGUUUACAGAACAACAACAAUAAUAAUAACAACAACAGUAAGACGCUUUCCAUGCAUGGUACUGGGAGUAAUAGUGAUGGCACGGGCGUGUUACACAACACCAGUGGUAAGUCGCAUCUGAUGCGGUCACCUCCUCUGGCCAGUUUGUAUGAAACUAGCGUCGAAAAUCUGGCCGAAAUGGGUUCAACUCCAAAGGAGGCGAAGCCUUCACUGCGAGUGCAGGCCACACUCGGACAAAUGGAAGCGAAUAAAAAGGCACUGAACCGUCACUCGAUCGGCACGGACGUACCGGAUGGCAGAGCCAUCACUAAAGACGGCGCCGAAGAGCCGCUGGUGCAAGCGACCUCGAACGAAAACGACGACGACGAUCCGUCCUCGUGUUCGUCCUGUUCGGCGGUGAGUUCCUCGCACAACCAAAACACCAAAUAUCGGCCUCGGCCGCGCUUCAACACGCUUGAGCUGGAUCUGAGCUGUACCAAAAAUAAGUUCCCCAUCAGGCGGGACAGAAUCGGUCUUUCACCCACAACCCCGACGUCGACGACGACGGUGGGAAUCGUAACCACGUUCGGUGUCACCAUACUUGGCAUGGGGGGCGACCAAGCCGUUACCGAGCGGCGUAGUCCAACCGGUGGAGGUACGGCGGACUUACAGCUCCUGCAGCAGCAACAGACCCCACUGUUGGCGGACCUUCCGACGCUGUACUGUGAGCAGCGACUGCAACAGCAGCUCAAGGGUUCCAAAUCGGAAGCGGCCCUGAUGACCAGCAGAAAGUGAGUCGAAGGGUUUGUUUUAAAUUAACCCUAGAAAACGGAUUUUUUUUAUUAACUUGAUUUAUUGGCGAUAUUGCGAUCGUUCAAAGUCAGACAGUGCGAAACCUGAACUCUUGUUGUUAUAUUUUAUCCAAAAUAGGUUAGAAUCCGAGAUCUAGUCGCCUAUGACAAAGAACAGAAAGCAGCGAGAUAAACACAAAAUAGACACCGAAAACUUAACAUAAUCUACAGAUACAAAAAGUCCAGUUAGAAAAGAACAAAAAAAAACAAACAGUUGUAUGUUGUUGUUUAAACAACCAAGUAAAAUUAAAAUACAAUUCAACCGGCGCAGGUUCCUAUGUGUAUAGUUUUUAGGUCUCAAGUUUAUUUAUUUAAUUAUUCUACUAUCAUUUCCUUCCUCCUAUGUAAAACUGAAUCAUUUAUACUAUCAUUUUUUCGGCUUUCGCGAUUCGAACAGUUUCGACAGAGGAGGAAUGCCCUACUAAUGCAACUAGGUUUACAAAUGAUAAUAGUAGAAAAAACAACAACUAAAUAGUUCCUUUUGCAGUCGAAAACAUGUAGGCAAAACAAAGAAGGCACUUACUUAUAUUGUUGAGUAAUUCCAUUGACGAAUAUUUUAUUCUAUUUUUUUUUACUUCUUUGACGAUUUUAGUUGAACUUCACAUAGUUUUUUGGGUUCAAAAAAAAAACUUUCUUACAUGAAUUUGAAAUCAUUUGGUAUGAAUAAUUUUCAUUUUUUCUGGCCUCGACACCGUGUUCAAUCGAAUUACCAAGGUGUAUAGAAUGACCUUUUCAGUACUAUAAUUAUCGUUUAAAUAAGGCCACACAUGAAUGGUUUAAGUUUGAGCUAUUUUUUUCUUCCUCAAUUACUCCUCUAGGGGUGAGAUACUGUUCUCAUUAAAAAAGACCUGAAAAGUUGACUUGUUAAUAGACUUACCACAACAGGAAAGAGUAUUAUUGGGUAGAUAGUUUAAGACAGGCAAAACUAGCAGCAUUAGAAGGAAGUAAGAGAAAAGGCGCAAAAACAAACAAAGAAAAAGUCAUGCAAUCAGUACUUUCCUACAAGAGAUACCUAAUAUAAUUUAACGAAGGGGACAUUUUACGCUGAAUUCAUCAGUCUCAGUUUGCGUGAAAUCCCUCUAACAAAAAAUAACCUAAAAACUGGUAGACUAGCAAUCGAUUUACUUGUUUGCGUCUGAUUGCUCUAAACAUUUGUAUAAGUUGUGUAUAGAAGAGACUGUGUAGUGCGGGAAAACUACUUUCUGAUUUUAGUUUCUCCCCUCCCAUUGUUUUGCAACACUUUGACUGCAGCAGCUAGUAAUUUAUGUAUGUGUGCGUGAUAUGGUUGCGCUUUUCCUUUUGUAAAUAGUAAACUACCGUGACUAGAGGGGUAGAGUCAUUCUACCAUUUUUUUUCCUGUUACUUUCACUCACAAAAAAAUUUAAAAAAUGACAAAAAAACUACUUUUCUUCAGCCUAUAUUUUCUAAAUUUUUGUACUUUUGAGAAAAAAAAACUAAUUUGUACGUUAAAUUGGACCGAAUUUUACUAUAGCUGGAUGAAAAAAAAAAUAAACAAUCGGCUAAAAUCCUAAAAAAAACGAAAAACCCUGAUUUAGAAAGGCGAUUUAUGUGGAGAAUAUUGCUAAGCAAAAAAAUCAAUAUAGAAUUUAA
Wyeomyia smithii (pitcher-plant mosquito) is the source of this 7851-nucleotide messenger RNA. It is a transcript of the gene rictor, whose product is annotated as rapamycin-insensitive companion of mTOR. NCBI's taxonomy places the organism in Eukaryota, Metazoa, Arthropoda, Insecta, Diptera, Culicidae. Gene Ontology annotation, molecular function: protein serine/threonine kinase activator activity. Bases 263 to 6184 code for a protein of 1973 amino acids. The transcript has 10 exons. The record is from RefSeq and is a predicted model, not a curated record. Gene Ontology annotation, biological process: positive regulation of phosphatidylinositol 3-kinase/protein kinase B signal transduction; TORC2 signaling. Gene Ontology annotation, cellular component: TORC2 complex.